This is a messenger RNA of Dama dama (fallow deer), 689 nucleotides long. RefSeq names its product gastric inhibitory polypeptide (gene GIP). The record is from RefSeq and is a predicted model, not a curated record. Gene Ontology annotation, cellular component: extracellular region. Gene Ontology annotation, biological process: regulation of insulin secretion; regulation of fatty acid biosynthetic process; response to starvation. Gene Ontology annotation, molecular function: hormone activity; glucagon receptor binding. Lineage: Eukaryota; Metazoa; Chordata; Mammalia; Artiodactyla; Cervidae. The transcript has 6 exons. The coding region runs from base 119 to 559 and encodes 146 amino acids.
GGAGCCAGGGCAAACUUUCCUGAGACAGGCUCUGAAGGGCCAGGAAGGAGGAGGAGAAGACCCCUGCUCUGUCCUUCUGGGCGAGCUGGAAAGGAAGCCUGGAAAGAACCCUUGGAAGAUGUUGGCCAUGAAGACCUUCUCCCUGCUGGUGGUGUCUCUGCUCCUGGCGGUGGUGCUGGGGGAGAAAGAAGAGGACCACUCCAAGCUGGGGUUCCACUCUAAGGCCAGUGACUCCCAGCCUCGAGCAACCAGGUAUGCUGAGGGCACCUUCAUCAGUGACUACAGUAUCGCCAUGGACAAGAUCCGCCAACAAGACUUUGUGAACUGGCUACUGGCACAGAAGGGGAAGAAGAGCGACUGGAAACACAACAUCACCCAGAGGGAGGCAGGGGCCCUAGAGCUGGCCCAUCAGUCUAACAGGAAGGAGGAGGCAAAGGAGGAGCAGGGCUCCCUACCCAAGAACCCCAGUGAUGAAGAUUUGCUAAAGCUUUUACUGAUUCGAGAGCUGCUGGCCUGGAUGGUGGAUCAGAUGGAGCUCUGCAGGCUCAGGUUUCAGUGACUCUGACCAAACCCAAGCUCAGAACUGGACUCUGCCCUUCAUUUACUCUGCUCCUGCUUCAGUUCCACUCCAAGAUACUCCAAAGAAACCAAACGAAGUUUAAGCUGAAAUAAAUGUUUGUGCUCAUUGU